AUGGUCACCAAUCUGGAGGAAUCGAAAGUGCCGGGGCCUGCGCAUGGAGCGCAAGACAGUGCAUAUAACGCGCCAGACUGGGAAGUGCCGGAAGCAAGUACAACGAGGAGGAAGGGACUCCGCCUUGGAUCGACAUCCAGGCGCUGGGCCGUUGCCGACCGCUUCGACAGAGUACUGCCUCCAUACAAGCGCUACAUAGGCCUCAAACGACGCGCAUUCCUUCUCGCCGUUGCAGCUGUAUUACUCGCAAUCAUUGCGCUCGCCGUAGGCCUCGGAGUUGGCCUGGGCAAGAAGCACAACAACACUGGAAUCUAUAAAUGUCUCCUCGUGGCCUUUACAUGGAGCCUUCGUGGAAACUUCAAGGAGACCGUUAGCUACAUCGAAAGAACCGCACGACGCAUGAACCACAUAGAUUGUCCAGAGCCAAACACGAUCAAAUCCGCCGGCGGGUCCGUCAACAAACAGAACAUAGGUUUCAACAAGAUGACCCAGGGAAGCACGAUAACUCCAUUGCAGGACAUUUCGCCAAAGUUCAAAGAAGCAGAGCUGAAACGAGCUGCUCGGCAACAGGAACGACACACUCCGGACUACCUCAAGGAACAUACCCAAAAUCGCUCGCGCAGGCGCAGUGAAGCGCUGUGUUCGAGUCCUCCGAUGUCACCUAUGGUUGAUGAUCCUUCACUAUCUGGGAAACAGCGCUUCGGUCGGGCCUCAAAUCCAGGAGAGUAUGGACCCCGCUUCAAUGAGUACUCUGAUCGAAGUCACGCCGCUGGAGUCUAUGAGAACCAUCCGACAGAAGUCCAUGAGGUCCCUGAUCACAUGGCUUCCUUCGGCACACUUCACCACAGAAGGUUCAUCGACGUCGGCCUGAGCGACGAGAAAACCGCGCCCGCGCCUGGAGAGCAUCUCGACCAUCAUAAUGACCGGAACUUGCCGCCAAUACCGCCACCUGUUUUACCCGAGCCUCGCACAACUUGGACCCCUCAAGCACAACACCAUCCAUACCUACACGACACGCCCUACCGAGCCUCCAAACCCAACCUCAGCCCCUCUUUUCUGCACAACACCUUCUCCAAAAUCCGAGGAGACCCCAAGACUACCUUUCUGUAUCUUGUUCUCGUUAUCCUUUCCACCUUCCUCAUCUACGCAAUCGUCUACGCAAUUAUAAGACUCCUCCCACUUUACGACAACCUGCGCGACUUGAAGGACAAACUAGCCUCAAUCGACGCCUUCAAAGACAAGGUUGCCGCCAAGUUAGGAGCUUGGUUAGACGACGGAAAAGACUUGGCCAAGAACGUAAAGGACCAGGCGAAAAUAUAUGCCGAUACAGUGGUGGAUGAGGCGAAUAAAGUGCUGGGCAAGUUCGGAAAAAAGCUGGACCAUUGUGGCGAGUUCGGUAGGAGCGACGACGACAGCGGUGCUGUCUCGGUCUUCAACCGCGUUACCGAGCACCUUAUUACCGAGCUCAUUAAAGACACGCGAGGCGUUGAGGUCUGA
Didymosphaeria variabile is the source of this 1497-nucleotide messenger RNA. RefSeq lists its product as uncharacterized. The record is from RefSeq and is a predicted model, not a curated record. Bases 1 to 1497 code for a protein of 498 amino acids. NCBI's taxonomy places the organism in Eukaryota, Fungi, Ascomycota, Dothideomycetes, Pleosporales, Didymosphaeriaceae. The transcript is spliced from 3 exons.